Molecule: messenger RNA, 3033 nt
Organism: Actinia tenebrosa (Australian red waratah sea anemone)
Lineage: Eukaryota; Metazoa; Cnidaria; Anthozoa; Actiniaria; Actiniidae
Product: glutamate receptor ionotropic, kainate 2
Biological process (GO): monoatomic ion transport
Cellular component (GO): membrane
Molecular function (GO): ligand-gated monoatomic ion channel activity; signaling receptor activity
Source: RefSeq, a predicted model, not a curated record
GACAGAAGCUAUUGAGGAACUGCUUGUAUUGUUAUAUUCUACAGUUCAAAUCAUAAGUUUCGUUUUGCUGCUAAAGAUGUACAGAGAAUUGCUCCUCUUGGUUGUCAUAAAUUUUUUUGUUGUUAAUUCGUACUUUAUCGAAGUUUUGGAGCCUCGUAGUUACGCAAACGAAUCAAGAUCCAUGCUAAGAAUGGUCAUGGAUGAAAAGAAUUCCGAACUGAAAGCAAGUGGAUCGUUAUUUUCUCUUCGACUGUCAAACGUCAGUUCUGGACCAAGUGAUGUUUAUAAAAAUGGUUACUCUCUGCUUAAGAGUGACGUCAUUGGUAUAUUUAGCUUGGACCCAGAUCCCCUGGAAGAGUGCAUUCUCAGUAGCAUUUCUGGGAUUCCAUUAUUUCGCCUUCACGACCAGAAAACCGCCAAAGUGGAUCACUUAGGGUUUUCUGAAAACUUGAUCACAAUGUCGGCUGACUACUUUAGCUAUGCCGAAGCAACAGUUCAAAUACUGGGAUCAUUUCAAUGGAGAAAGAUCGCUUUGAUAUUCGAAGGUCAUCGGUUCUACCAAACAGUCUACUUCCAGUCUCUAUCAGUCAACAAGGAUUACGAAAUAACGUACAUCCAAAUGAAGGACGAAGCCAACAAGACAUCCUUUGCUAUGGCGAACAAAGUCAUGAAAACACUUGCUGCUUCUGACGUGGAUGUUAUUCUACUUUACGUCAGAGACAGUUACAAAUCAGUGCUCCUUCCAAUGGAAGCGUGCAAUCCAAAAAAGUCGUAUGUUUGGAUAAUACAGGAAUCGAUCUCCGACUACAUAAAGUCCCACCCAGAUCACAUGACAGUUGGUUUUCACCUCCCGCGGGAACAGAGCUCAUUGCCAUCAAAGAACACCUCGCUUUUUCAGGACAGUAUCAAUCUCAUCUCCGAUACAACAUCUGUGGUUUCCAUGGCAAUGGAUAGGUUACUAGGUUCUGGGAUCUGGUUGCCAGGCAACAGUACUUCUUCUCUACUGUUGAACAGAAAAAGAUUGUAUGAAAAGGCAAUCAAGACAACGAUCACUGGAAAGACAGGUCUGGUCAAGUUUAACAAGAAAGGCGAAAGGCUUGUACAGCAGUUGACUAUUGUAAAUUUGAGAAACGACGUCUUUGUUAAGAUUGGAACAUGGUCCAAGAACUCUUCUAAACUUCGACUCGAUGGAGAAAUAAAACAAAAUGUCGAGCAGAAAAASAACCCUGCAACUCUACAGGGAAGGAGACUGUCCGUCACGACCAUGGCGAUUGAGCCUUUUGUAUUUAAGACCAUGCUCCCCGAUGGCACGAUUAAUUACACUGGAUUCUGUAUAGAUUUGCUACAAAAACUGGCAGCUGAUUUGAAGUUCACUUACGAUAUUCACGAACCACCUGAUCACCAGUAUGGUUCCAUACACAAUGGUUCGUGGAAUGGCAUGAUACGAGAAAUAAUAGACGGAGAGGCGGACAUGAUUGUAGCAGACAUCACCAUAACCGGAGAACGUGAAAAAGCGGUAGACUUCACCGUAAGCUACAUGUACUACAGAGAAAAUAUGGUGAUGCGAAAAACACCAAUAGAACACAUAAACUAUUUUCAGUUCAUGGCUCCCUUCACAGAAGGGGUAUGGGGGACGCUUUUCUUAAGUUUUCUUGUGGUCUCGUUGGCGUUGUUUCUCAUAAACUAUUUCAGUCCGUAUGGACACAAAAAUGAUGAAGGAAGGAAGACAUCUGAGGAGUUUCRGUUUUUCAACUGUUUCUGGUUCUCAAUUGCAUGUAUGUUGCAACAAGGAGCGGAACAUUUGCYCAAAGCCUUCUCAGGUCGUGUACUAGUUGGCUUCUUCUGGUUUUCAAUCCUCCUCUGGAUAUCAACGUAUACAGCGAAUCUGGCAGCAUUUUUUACCGUCAACAACUUGGUCUUUCCAAUAACAAGCUUCCAACAAGCAGUCGAUUCUACCGAAUACGAAAUGGGUCUUUCAAGAAAAUCCCAUUUGUACACGUUUUUUUCGACCUCUCAGGUGGAGCUCUAUCAAAGAGCCUGGAGACUAAUGAAGAACAUUCCUAAAGAUAAUCCCACUGGAAUCCAAUGGGCGAGGGAACGUCAGUACAUCCAUAUUGCAAAUGGACCGCUACUGGAGUAUGAGAUCAACAAACCACCGUGUGAUCUUAUAAUAAUUCCAGGGCUGGAGACCCCCAAGAGCUACGGUAUUGCUCUAAAGACGGACGAUCCCCAUCUACAACAAAUAUCAUUAGGCAUCCUACACCUUCGAGACACUGGCUUCAUUGACGCGUUGAAAAGAAAAUACUGGGACAGUAAUAGCAAGUGUAAUACGAAUAAUAACCAAAAAAUAACUCGCAGUACMAUUCAGUUGUCCAGCAUGGCUGGUGUGUUUGCUGUUUUAGCUGUUGGGUGCCUAGUUUCAGUCAUAGUACUAGCCUUAGAAAUCUACUGGUAUAAUAAUGGUGCAAGAAUAAGGGAGAAAGUAGAAUUAUUACCCAAUUGGAAAGUUUCUCUAGGUUUUACGGGAAAAUGGUUCCGAAGGAAUAACGACUUGCAUAUGGGCAGAGUCAAUCAAGCGGCUGAAGUAGAUGAAGAAAAAGGAUGAAAAUUCCUGAUACAUUUAGCAACGACUAAACGAGCGGAAAGAUGACAGGGCCGAAGUCGACAGGGCCGAAGACUCUAGUACCGGUUGGUCCGGUUUGAACCGUACAUUUUUUAACCAUCAGAACCAUUUUCCUCCCUUGUCAGUAAAAAAUAUUCAUUACAUAAGUAAAUAGAAAAAGCAGAACCACUUGUUUUGAAAACUGGACCACGACCCAAAUGGUGGCUUUGGUUCUGGUUAAUUUUGAUGCCUUGGGAAGAUAUAUUUUUUCGUCGCAUUUUCGAGCAAUAAUUUAUUUGAGGAUGGUUGGAAUAUUUAUGAAGGAUGAAAGAAAAAAAAAAUUAAUCCAAGUAAAAUGACAAAGAAAAGCCAAAGAAAACUUCAUCUAGUUGUAAAUAGAAUCUUUUUGUAAUAAAACUGAAGAUGUCAAA